This is a messenger RNA of Candidozyma duobushaemuli, 909 nucleotides long. RefSeq names its product acylglycerol lipase. The record is from RefSeq and is a predicted model, not a curated record. Lineage: Eukaryota; Fungi; Ascomycota; Pichiomycetes; Serinales; Metschnikowiaceae. Bases 1 to 909 code for a protein of 302 amino acids. Gene Ontology annotation, cellular component: membrane. The transcript has a single exon. Gene Ontology annotation, molecular function: lipase activity.
AUGCCUGAAGUUCCUUUGCCAUACGAGCCCAAGGGCGAACCAAUCAAAGAGCAGGUGCCUUACAACGGUGCCACCUUCUACACCACCACGUGGAAAGUGCCGGAGAAUGUGCCUUACAAGGGCAAAGUCAUCUACGUUCACGGUUUCUGUGAGCACUCCAACAUCUACACUCAGUUCUUCGAUGAAUUGAGCCAGAAGGGAUUCGAGAUUUUCUUCUUUGACCAGAGAGGAGCCGGUGACACUUCGCCAGGCAAGGAUGCGGGUAAGACCGACGAGUUCCACACUUUUGACGAUUUGGAUUUCAUGAUCAAGAGAAACUUGGACGCCAGAGAGGACAAGAACGAGAAGUUCUUCAUGGGUGGCCACUCCAUGGGUGGUGGUAUUUCUUUGAACUACGCCAUCCACGGUAAGUACAGAGACAACUUCAAGGGUGUCUUCACCUCGGGUCCCUUGGUCACUUUGCACCCAAAGACCAUGCCCAACAUUCUCCUCAGAACGUUCCAGCCAGUGAUCAACCGCCUCUUGCCUGAGUUCAAGAUCGACUCGAAGUUGAGAUACGACUUCAUCACCUCUGACGAGGGCUGGAAGCAGUUCAUUAUGGACCACGAUAAGAAGUUGAUUGGUACGGUGAGGCAAUUCAACGACAUGUUCCUUCGUGGUGAGAGAUUGCUUCAGAAAGAGCACGUCGCCAAGUUCAGCCCCGAUAUCAAGUUGUUGUUGUUGCACGGCAACUCUGAUUUCAUCAACGACAUUGAAGGUUCCAAGGGCUUCAUUGCUUUACUCCCAGAUACCGUGGACAAGGAGUUUGUAGAGGUGGACGGCGCACGCCACUCGCUUUUCGUCGAGAGAAAAGAGUUGUACGAUGAUGUUUUUGACCACGUGUUGAAGUUUUUGGAGAGCAACGCCUAG